ACGUCACGGCGUUCUAAAAAAGAACACACAAAACAAUCGGCAUUGAGAAAAAUAGAUACAUUUCCCACCCCCCUGUUUUGUUUUGAUCCUAUUUAAAGGAAACCCGGUAGGCACACAGACGGGAACGGCGCUUCGGAUCGAAGUCUGCCCAGGCUGAAGACAUGGUGUCCCCGGUCACUGUGGUGAAGAGUGAAGGCCCAAAGCUGGUGCCUUUUUUUAAAGCCACUUGUGUCUAUUUUGUCCUCUGGCAUCCAACUUCCAGCCCUUCCUGGUUCAGUGCCCUCAUCAAGUGUCUGCCCAUCUUCUGCUUAUGGGUUUUUCUGCUGGCACAUGGGAUCAAUUUCCUAAUUGCACAUCGAAGUGCCAACAGGAUCUUGGCUGGAUUAAUAUUUUCGUCAGUAGGGGAUGCCUUCCUCAUCUGGCAGGAGCAAGGUUACUUCAUUCAUGGUUUGCUGAUGUUUGCCAUUACACACAUCCUGUACUCCUCAGCCUUCGGGAUGAAGCCUUUGGACCUGAAAGCUGGCAUUGUGAUGGUCCUCAUCUCCUGUUCCUGUUAUACCUUCCUUUAUUCCUACCUCUCAGGCCCCUUCACCUACCUGGUGGCUGUCUACGUUGCACUGAUUGGCUUCAUGGGCUGGCGGGCCAUUGCUGGGGUGCAACUGUGCAAUGACCUUUGGACUUGGACCAAGCUUUCAGCCUGCAUCGGUGCAAUGCUUUUCAUGGUGUCAGAUCUGACCAUUGCAGUUAACAAGUUCUGUUUUCCUGUGCCCUACUCACAUGUCAUCAUCAUGGCCACUUACUACGCAGCCCAGAUGCUCAUUGCACUUUCAGCUGUGGAGAGCAGGGAUGAAGAGGACUUCAAAAAGAGGAACUAGAUGGAAUGCUGGCAGGUUCAUGAACUCCUUGGGUAUCACUGGGGUGCUGAAGCUGCGUUCAUCUCUGAGAGAGAACAACUCCUUUUCUCUAGGUGCAUUGGUGAUAUAGUUUUGCUUCUUUGAAGCGCUAUCUUUGGGGCUUCUUUCUAGCUGGCUCUCCCUAAAUGCAGCUUACUUCACUGUGGAGUCCACAUCAGAAAUGCUUAGACUGUUCCUGCAGUAGCUACUCAUAGAUCUUUUCAUCCUUGGAAGCUUCAGGAAUCCUCUCUAAUGCGACGUUGUAUUUGUUAAGCAUGAAGCUGGUGCUGAAUGCUGUGGAAGGAGAGGGCUAAUUUAAAGAGACCAUAAAAAGAGGCUGCAUGGUGCACUGGGUUGAGACUUACUUUAAACUCUGGACAUACAGCUCCAAAUCCCAUCUGAAGUGAUAAGUGAAAAGGAGUUUAAUCUAGUUUCUAAGCUAGUGCCCAUUUACGUGCAUUACAAAACCACUACAUUGUGUGAGGCAGUUGAUAGUCUCUGCUCAAAGGAUGACCAUGAUUAAAUAGGCAAGAGGGUCUUGCAGGUCAGGACUGAGAUGCAUUAGCAAAACAUGUGGCAGGAAAUUCUCACUCUACUUGGUUUGAACCAAGGUUCUUUCAUUGUUCCAGAUUCAUUCAAGCUUUUCCUAAAAGGCCAUUUCAGGCUUUUUCUGGCUAAUUUGAAUGCUACCAAGCAUUUAAAACAUGGCAGACUUAACAGUGACAACAGCAGAAUGCAAUGACAUUCAGAGACUGUGAAAACAGGAAAUGAGAAGGUUUCUUUAAGUGGAUAGAUUACAAUUCAGGGAUAAGUGCCUAAAGGUAGGUGGCAGUUUUAGCAGUCAGUUUUCAGCAUGUGUCAUCUUGGUUUAAGAUAAUCCUGUAGAGCAGUUCCAAAGUGUGAUGGAGCAAUGGCUUUACCUUUCAAUAUCAGACUUCCACCUGUGUCACCAGCGGCCUUGUUGGCUCAGUUUGUCACCCAGGAAAUCCCAUGAACACCCACUCUGCCUUCAGCUAUAGGUGUUUUGGAGCCCCAAAUCAGUGACAAUGUUUGGGCCAACCACAGAAGAAUUCAAAAUCAAGGUAAAGUAUUAAAACAGGAAGCAUUUCACACAAUCCAAUCUGGAACAUAGCACUUUGAUCACUGUGACAGUUAUUCCAGACAGAGGUCUCUGGAUCCCUCAUUAGAGUGAACAAGCAACUGUUGUACCUAUGAGCUUGGCAGAAUUUCAGCAGCAUCUGUUUAUUUAAAUAAGGUCAGUGGGCUUUUCUCUAUUGCCACAUGUGUACACUCAUAUGUACAUGGACAGUUGUACAGUGUUAGCAACCAUCAUAUGCAAACAGAGAUAUUAACAGGACCAAGGGUGCAUUGUACUAAACAUAAUACAGUAGGGCUUUGGGGGGGCAGGGGGGAGUCAGUCUCAGUAAUGAAUCAGAAUUGUGUUUUUCCCCUGGGUUCAAUUUUUGUUGAAACUGGAAUCUGACAAGCCAACCAUUAAGCUAAUAAUUGAUAAUACUUGGCAUUACUUAUGCAUAGUCUUUGCUUUCUGAGGUAUAACUAGGAAGCUUGGCAGCCUGAGCAGCACCUGUUGGCAAGCUGGCAGCAGUGGCGGCUACUGUUCUUAUGCCUCUUAUAAGUCAAUGCCUGGGGCUUGUGUCCUGCUCUCUUGUUCAUCCACCCCCUAGUUAUGCUACUGUAUGUUAUGCUGCUGCUUGGAAUACUAUCCAUCUUAUCUGUCUGCUGUGUAGUUCCUUUCUUAUGAAACUGGCUCUUAUAGACCAAAUGUCUUUUUUCUUUUUUGCUUUCUUUUUUCCCCCUAGCCAAUGGCAAAGAACCAACUUGAUGUCCACUUGCCUUUGUAAAACCCCCACUUUAGAUACAGCUUCCUGAAAAGAACUGUUCUAUGUAUUCAAACCGGCAUAUCCCUUAUAACGUCAUCACAUUUUCCUUGAUGCCGUGGAUUUCAUUACAGAAUCAUAGACAUUAGAGAUAGAGAUGGGAAAACCCAUUCCAUUCCAUUCCAUUCCAUUCCUGGCUCUUUGGUCAUUUGUCAGAGUAGGAUUUUUCUCUUUAAAGCUUAAAAAAUGCUUCAAAGUGUUUCAUGCGGAUCACCACUUAUAAGGAAUCCAACUGGAUUUCCAAAUGGAUAUGAAGGGGAAACAAGUAAAUCAUAUAUUUUUGUUCCCUUUGUUGAAUCCCAGUAGGGUCCCUUUAACAUUUAUCUUGUGAUUAAGCACUGUGAGACCCUUGCUUCCAUUGCUUAGGGAAGUUACUUAUGAGUAGGCUCAUUGCUUCCAGUGAGGCUACUUGGGUGAAUAACUACUCCUGAAUGCGAGUGAGGUGUUCACGGUCAGGCCCUGUAUUGGGCACACUUCAUAUCUGUGCCUGGCAUUUCUGAUCCUGAUCCUGUGUGUUCCUUCUGCCAAUGGCAAUGCUCUCACCGAGUCUCUGCUGCAGCCCUGCUUCCUGUAGUCCCUGGGGACUUACCAGUGUUCAGCUUAGUCCAGAUACAGCUGGAGCUUUUGCUCUUUGUAGCUUCACUGUUUUCUCUCAGGAAGGUCACUCCCAUUUUUCCCUGUUAUUAAAUAUUGAAGGGAAAUGGAAAGGUUUUCCUGGAGGAACUUUAGCACUUAGAAGAGACACUAGCAGAUCUAACAUAGUCCCAAAUAUCAAGUUGGAAGUAUCCACAAUUGGUGUAAAUUGGUUACUUUGAAAUGCUUUUCAAUGGUUAUGCUGAUUUACAUCAUCUGUAUUAUGCUAGUUAGGGUUUGCUCAACCCCCAGCUUGAGGGCCAGAUGCAGCCUGCAGAGCCAUGGCAUCUGGCCUGUGGAGCUCUCCACAUGUUGGGAAAUUUGGUGGCUGAGGAUCGGUACCGAUUAACACUGCUGCUCCUCCCCUGCUGCCAGAUUUUCACACCCCACAUAACUGGAUCAGCCCCAGGCCAGGCUGUUGCCAUGUGGCUGGAUAGGGCUCUGGCAGCACCUGCCCCGAGUGCCAGCCUGGGCCCCCACUGUGCCAGGGUGGGUCCACUGGCUAGAUCCAGCCCGCAGAUGGACUUGGCACCUAACACCGUGCAUGCUUCAGCUAACAUAACUAACGUUACAAAAGCGUGCUGACUACGCUGACCCUCUGGAGUCAUCUCCUCCUGUUGGAGAACGCAAGAGGAAGUAGUGUAACUCAAACAGGCUCGUAUAAUCUCCGCCUGCUAAUGCUGUUGCAUAAUAUUGGCACCAGAGGAAUUCUGUGCCUGCCUGAAAUCAACUGCUAUAAGAGGUUUAUACCAUGCAGCAUCUUCAUUCAUCAGUUUUGCUUACCUCGUGGCCCCAGCUUACCUCGUGGCCCCAGCUUGAACCCUGCCUUGCUGCUCUUUGCAGAUGUCACCUGCUGUUAUACGGCCAGACUGAUUGCAAACCUUUUCCUGUCAUAAAACAAGCCAGCUAGAGAAAAUAUGUGUGGUCAGUGAAUGGUGAGUUGAAGUAUUUAACUAUUCCUUAUUGCUUUGGCAUAUCUAUUCCUCACUGUCUUUUCCAAGGCUCCCUGCCCUCCUUUUGCAAAAAACAAGGAUCCCAUUAGUACCUUUAUUUAAAUGUUGUAAGCUCCCACACUUACAGUAUUGUCUUCUUCAGCUGUAGAGAUCAGUAUUCUUCAGUGUCCAGAAGAUCCCAUUAGUUUUCUCCAAAAUUUUCAUUUGACCUGAUUUCACUGAUUUUGUGGGCAAUAUCAGGCCUUGAGCCUGAUGAUAGGAACUAAUUAGUGGCAAUAGGAAUAACUAAUGUUAAUAUAUUGCCAGUUCAGUAUACGGCAACUAAUGCAAAUAGAGUAUGAUUCCUGUAAAAUGUGCUGUCACUUCCAGGGGCUCUGUGAAGACAGUGAGAGUUGGGCUGUGUCCCAGGCCCUUGCUCUUAAUCUCCCAGAUCAGUUUCCCUUCCCCCAUCCAGCUCUGUGUGUGGUUUAAUCUGUACUACUUGAACAAAACCAUUUUCCCAGAGAGUGUCUUGCUGGGAAAAUGCCAGCUGCUAUGGACACAGAAACAGGGAGCAGUUCGUGACAAGGGUCUGUGUUUGACCCUCUCUCCUGGGAUGAUAACAGUUGUUGUGACACUAGUGAAAGCCAAAUAAGAAUGGAGAGCACAUAAAUGACUGGUUCUUUUCCAAUCCUUUCCUGCCUCUCCUACAGUUUUUCUUUGCCUUUUAAAUUUGAGGGUUUUGUUCCAUUUUUCUGACUUUACUUCCCCUUUAGAAGCAAAAUCUUUGAGGAGUGCUCUUUGGCACAACAACCUUACAGGAAGGGAGGACAAGCAAUGUACAUACAGUACAUUGUAUUCUUGGGCCUUGGUCUUAGUUUCCUAAGAUAAGAGGCAUUCAGUAGUUACGCUCAGUACACUGUCCUCAGAGUCCCCCAAAAAUUCCUGUGUGAGGUUGUGUAAUAUAGUAUAGGCCACCUGUUUCAGUAGUGUGUUAAUCCUUAAGUGCCAGCAGAUCCACUAUUCAGAGGGACACUAAGAUUGUCUUGAGUCUAUCUGAUAUAUCUGUUACUGUAUGCAAGAUCCAGUACUAAACUCCUUUAUUUACACAAACCUCUUUUGAGGACCGUGAACUUGACUCUGACCGUACUCUGUUUUUAAACUCUUGUUGCUGGAUUCUUGUUACUGGGUUUACACGGGGGAGGAGAAGAAGGCCCAUAGACUUCAACAGAUCCACUGCUUACAGAUCAAAAUUGAAUUAUAUGGGAAUUUUGCCCAGGCUGAAGAUCUUAAUAUGUGACUUGAUGUCUUUCGUUCCCUGGUCCUUACUUCAUGAUAUUGAGGCAGUGAUGAACAUUGAUUGGGCUAAGACUUAUUUAAAAGCAGUAUUGAAAUAGGAUGGCUGAAGAAAUCACAUAAUUAUCUGAUGGUGAUACCAUUAAAAACUUUUAGAAUUCCUCUCUGAAAAUAAUAGUUUCUUUCCAUUUUUUAUUUCCUGUAUAUUUUCAUAUUCAUGUUUCCAUACCCUCUUGUGUUGGUACCAUGGUUAUUUCUAAGGUAGCUCUUUAGUGACCUUGAGGAGAAAAAGGUCAAAGCAAGGAGCAGAUGUAAAACUCAUUGUUGUGUGUUGCUUUCUGUAUUGUGGACAUAUGGAAGGGGGGAAUUGCUUGGUUUGGACAUGGAGAGCACAGCACAGCACAUGAGACAGCACAGUUAGUGGUUUGAGCGCAGGACGGAAUCAACAACUCCUGAGUGCUUAUCCUGGCUUUGAGACUCACUCCUUUUGUGACCUUGGGUAAGUCACAUAACCUCUCUGAGCCAGUUUCUUAGUGAGUGUAAAUGGGUGGGAUUCCAUUAAAGUCAGUGGAGAUACACUACUUUACUUCUGCUGCAAGAGUGGCUCUCUGUGUCUGUCUUUAACCCCAGCUGUAAAAUGGGGAUAAUACUACUUACCUACCUCACAGGGGUGGUGUGAGGAUUAAUUAAUAUUUAUGCACUGCUUUGAAGACAAGAUGUGCUGUAAAAGUGCUUAGUUUUUAUAUAAAUGCUUCUAGGAGACUGUAGAAAUUCUCCACAAAUGUGAUGUAGCUGCCUUCUUACGUUCUGCAUUGGAUAGAAAAAAUAAAUGCAAACUAUUUAUCUCUGAUAUCUAUUAGGGCAGGGCCCAAACCAAAGCUCUGGACCCAGUCACACCUGAACUUUGAGGAAAGAGGGUCUUUAAAAGUCUGAAAUCCCAUCUCAAAUUUUGCAGCUGGCCUUAGCUAAUUAAAGGCCUAAACCGAAACCUCAGAUGUGACCGCAUCUGCAGCUCGGGCCCAUUUUCACUGAUUCAGCCAAAACAAAGUGUGUUUAUUCUCACAUGAGUGUUUUUGAAAACACUGGAGUUGAAAAUGCAGUGGUUCUGUUCAACUUUCCCCUUGCAUAAGUCAACUGGGAUUUACUUAUAAAAGGGAAGUUUGAUUUCUGUGAUUGUCAACUUUAUUGGCUUUAAAACAAAUGGAGAGGAAAAUCUGUAAGGCCCUUAGGAAAUCAGUAAGGCCAUGAUGUCCUUUUUGGAAUGAUUUCUUUUCUGUCUACAUGAAGGAUGUAAAAGAUUCUCCAGGUGAAGAUGUGCUUGUGUAUACAGCCACCAGGCCCCAGAGCAAACUUACAAACAGAAUUAUAACUCCAGAUCCUCAGCCAGUAUAAAUUGCUAUAGCUCACUGAUUGCAGAUCUGGCCUCCAGACUAUACAAGAUUUGUUCCUGAUUGCUAGGAACAAAUGUUUCAGGUGAUGUACAAACACAGCAGAAGUCUGAAAAGCUGCACUCGAAAAAUGGAUGUGUACAUGUAAAAUGGACCAUAAUUCUGAAGCAGCUGAAGUAAAACUUAUGUUACUAUGAACUCAAAAGCAAGUACAAUGCAAAUGUUUAUUGUUUCUUUCAGUGUCUCAUAGGUUUCGUUUUCUUUCUGUUGAUGUUUGUAUUUUUCUUGUAAUGUAAGAAAAAUAAAAUGGAUUUCUAUAAAACUAGACAGACUAAAAAUGCACAAGGUGGCUAAGUUGGCUGGAAUGCCAACACUUCAGGUGAUCUCUAAUGUUUCUGUGAUGACACCCUAUUGAUAUUGAAAGAAAAAUGAACUACAAGUAGGUGAAGUACCAGUUGGGUGUGUUGUGGCUAAUAAUCGUUUGCUACUUUUGAAUCUUCACAGCUAGCUCUGUGAAAGAUGGGUUUAGAGUCUGACCCUACUCCAGUGACAUGAGGUGGAGUGAGAUCAUGUCCUUGCUAUAUAUUCCUGUUGGCAGUAAAAUAGAAAAAAAAAAACCAUCAGGAAUUUUAGCAUUAGUUAGAAAACUAAAUACCUGGGUACUUAAUUAAAACAAAACAAAGCAAUCAAACAAACAAAAAAGAACCAAACACACACAUGUGAUAAGUUUAUCAGAUCAGGAUAGCUGACAAAUCCCAUGCCUAUUCCUGUAGUCCUUACUUGGACGAGGUUCUGUACCCUCUCUUGCAGGAGAUGGGUACAGAACAAGUUUUUUCCCCGUAGGGGCUGUUCAGUAUGGCAGUAUUUAAAGUGAGGGAGGUUUACAGCUUCUGGCCCUCCACAAAGAAAACUCCAUGGGAUAAGUGAUAGUAAGCAAUGCAGGAUUGGGCCAGGAGUUUUGACAUCUUAAUAUGGAUGAUUCCUAUUUGAACUGUGUCUCCUCCAUUCCCAGGACUCACAGGCAGUGCCUAGUGAAAGAUAUAAUAUACAAACUAAACAACUGCCUUCCUCCAUGGUGUCAGCACUUAGCCAUGUUUUCCAGUUACUGGUAGUUGUCUAUCUUGCCAUGAUUGUAAAAGGUCACCAUGCUGUUGUACGGCCACUUGAUCGAGGAUCUUUCACUACUGUAUUUUUAUGUUGAUUUUACUAUCGUUCUUUAUUUGGAAUGUAUUUCCCCUCCCUCAUUUAUUAUCUGUGUAAAAUAAUUAAAAUGAUAAUUUGCUGAAUAUU
Alligator mississippiensis (American alligator) is the source of this 8330-nucleotide messenger RNA. RefSeq names its product transmembrane protein 86A (gene TMEM86A). Lineage: Eukaryota; Metazoa; Chordata; Crocodylia; Alligatoridae. Bases 162 to 875 code for a protein of 237 amino acids. The record is from RefSeq and is a predicted model, not a curated record. The transcript is spliced from 3 exons. Gene Ontology annotation, cellular component: membrane.